AUGCAUCGGGCAGCGGCCGCGCGAUGGCUCAACCGGGCCUUGCGCAUUGGCGAGACGGGGCCGUCGACACGAUUGCCCGUCUACCUGUGCCCUGCGCUCCGCUCCCCCGACAGCGGCGCCCUGUCACGCGAGCGGAGUGCGACUCCGUAUAAGUCGCCCGCAUCGCAAUGCCGCAUGAACCACACCGAAGCGGCCGCAAGCGACCAUUUCAGCGCGACACCGCCGACAGAGCCACCGAAACUACCGGGUCGAAGACUGCCGGUGACGUGCAGCGGCUGUGGAUCGUUCACCCAGACGGGCGAUCCGCAGCAGUUUGGCUACUACGACCCGGACAGCAAGAGGGUGCGGAGCUGGCUGAAGCCGAGUGUGUCGGACAGAAGGGCAGAGGAGGCCAAGGAGGACGAGAUUGUGGACGAGGUACUCAAGUCCAUGGACAGCAAGUUGCUCGAGGAGCUUGGACUAAACACCACUGCUAUGGUCUCUGGAGAGGCGGCGCAGGAGGUUGCUGCAGCCGCUCUCACGUCUGCGCAGCCCCCGGUGUGCGACAGAUGCCAUAAUCUCAUUCACCACAGUACGGCCGGCGACACGGCCAAGCUCACCAUGUACCACCCCACGGUCGAGUCCCUGCGCGAAACGAUCGAGGAGUCGCCGCACAAGUACAAUCACAUAUAUCACGUCAUCGACGCCGCCGAUUUCCCCAUGUCCCUGAUACCGAGGCUUAACGUGCUGCUGGGAGACAUUCCGCUGAGGUCGCGCAACCGCCGCUCCAGGUCGUCCAAGUACCAGAAGGACCGCAAGACGGAGAUGAGCUUCAUCGUGACGAGAGGCGACUUGCUCGCGCCCACCAAGGAGAUGGUGGACGGGUUGAUGCCGUACCUGAGAGAAGUGCUGCGAGAUGCGCUGGGGCGGCUUGGCGGCAGGGUGCGGCUCGGCAACCUCAAGUGCGUGAGCGCGAAGAGGGGCUGGUGGACCAAGACGGUCAAAGAAGACAUCUGGAAGCGAGGUGGUGCUGGAUGGAUGGUAGGAAAGGUCAACGUCGGCAAGAGUCAGCUGUUCGAGGCCGUCUACCCCAAGGGUCGGAUGACGGAGGCUCAGCAAGGCAACUCUGCGGGCGUCGCGACACGCACGAGAGACAUCUCAAGUGGUGGGCCGCUGGCUGGCGAGGUUACUCAACCAGAUGAGGCGUGGGAGGACCUGGACGUUGGCGAGCUACUCCCACCCGCGCAGCCGGCGCAAAACUACCCGGUAAUGCCGGUAGUGUCCUCCUUACCGGGAACUACGGCGUCACCUAUCCGUGUUCCCUUUGGCAACGGCAAGGGCGAGCUUAUUGACCUCCCCGGCUUGGCACGGAGUGAUCUCGAGCUCUUUGUCAAGGAGGAGCAAAGGCAAUCGCUCAUCAUGAAGAAGCGGAUCGUGCCCGAGCAGAUCUCGGUCAAGCCAGGAAAGUCGCUGGUCCUGGGAGGGGGCCUCAUACGCAUCACGCCAAGCACGCCCGACAUGAUCUUUCUCAUGUACAACUUUACGCCAUUGGAAGAGCAUCUGACGAGUACGGAGAAGGCUGUCGAGUUCCAAAACCAGACGAGGCAGUCCGCGGGCGUCGAGAAUAUCACCUUGCCAGAGGCCGCCGAGAAGAGCAAACACGCCGGCCAGUUUCGGCUGUGCCACGACGUGACCAAGAAGCGGGCGGGCCCCCUGACUCGCAAGAAUGCGGUUGGCCUGCAGGUCGACCGGCUGCCUUUCCGCGUGCUCUCGACUGAUAUCCUGAUCGAGGGCGUUGGAUACGUCGAGAUUGUGGCGCAGGUCCGGGCUCGCGACUUUGAGCGGUGGUCCGCCAUGCAGGAUGCGGUCGACAGGCACGCGCAAGAGGGCGAAGAAACACGAGUGGAAUCAGAAGACGGUGCUCCGGCGGCGUCAGAUGACCCGUUUGCAGAGAUGAUGAACAAGAGGCGGGACACUCUGGGCGCAGAGCCGGUCCGCGCAACAGCCCGUCCUCGGCCGCUUGAGCCGGACUGGCCGUCGGUGGACGUGUACACGCCCGAGGGGCGAUUCGUCGGCUCACGUCGGCCGAUCAAUGGAUGGUUGAACAACAAGCCGCGCGUGCUGCCGGAGCACAAGAAGAGCCGGCCGAGGCGUAGCAUGAAGGGCCAGAAGAAGAAGGAGAAGCAGGAGAGGCGAGGGGCAGCCGCGGCGCACGCGACAGAGUGA
Messenger RNA from Purpureocillium lilacinum, 2205 nucleotides. RefSeq lists its product as uncharacterized. Gene Ontology annotation, cellular component: mitochondrion. Lineage: Eukaryota; Fungi; Ascomycota; Sordariomycetes; Hypocreales; Ophiocordycipitaceae. The record is from RefSeq and is a predicted model, not a curated record.